AUGGACUGGACGUUCCUAAAGCAUAUUGACAUUGACAUUCAGGGCCGCAUCCUGUUCACCAAUGAUACAGACUACUGGCAGGCCAACUCGUUCAGGUUCAUCUUCCAGAACGUCACUACGUUCUUCAAGCUCGGUGGAGAGGACGUGUUCAUCUAUGGAGGUGGCACACUCGACGGUAAUGGACAGCUGUGGUACGACACGUAUGCGGCAGACAUUUACACGCUUAGGCCUGUGCUCGUCGGCAUCGAUGGACUACGUGACAGUAUCCUAUCAGAUCUGGUGCUGCGUUAUAGCCCACAGUACUAUCACUUCGUCGCCAAUGCAACCAAUGUUGUGUUCAACAACAUAGACAUAGCCGGUGGAAGUACGAGCAAGAACCUCGCGAAGAACACCGACGGCUGGGACACGUACCGCAGUAAAGAUGUCACCAUUAUGAACAGCGUUAUCAACAAUGGCGAUGACUGUGUCUCCUUCAAGCCCAACAGCACCGACAUCCUGGUCCAGUCGCUGUUUUGCAACGGCUCGCACGGCAUCUCCGUCGGUUCGCUAGGCCAGUACGUUGGGGAGUUCGACAUUGUUGAGGAUGUGUACGUUGCCAACAUUAGCAUGCACAAUGCCACGGACGGAGCACGCAUCAAGGUGUGGCCCAACACACCUUCGGCCAUGUCUGGCGACCUACAGGGCGGAGGAGGCUCCGGGCGUGUCAACAACAUCACAUAUGACGGCAUGGUCAUCGACAACGUGGACUAUGCCAUUGAGAUCACCCAGUGCUACGGCCAGAAGAACCUUACACUCUGCCAAGAGUAUCCGUCACCACUGACCAUCAGCAACAUUGUGUUCAAAGACUUCACUGGUAAGACCAGCACCAAGUACCAACCGCAAAUCGGUGCAUUUGCUUGCUCCAGCGACACCGUAUGUGGCGAUAUCACGGCCAGCACUAUCAACGUGCUGAGCCCCAAUGGCACGCACGAAGCAUACUGCUUGAAUAUGGACCAGUCAACGCUCGAUGUGACAUGUACAUCCACAUGGCUGGGAUUCAACUAA
Molecule: messenger RNA, 1044 nt
Organism: Phaeoacremonium minimum UCRPA7
Lineage: Eukaryota; Fungi; Ascomycota; Sordariomycetes; Togniniales; Togniniaceae
Product: putative extracellular exo- protein
Exons: 4
Coding region: 1-1044 (347 amino acids)
Biological process (GO): carbohydrate metabolic process
Molecular function (GO): polygalacturonase activity
Source: RefSeq, a predicted model, not a curated record